CUCCCAGCUCAGUACUAGUAUCUUGGUGCCCUGGAAGGAGAGACAUUUCUAGCAGGACUGCAGUGAAGGAGAUAGCUGCACUGCUCUGCAUCUGUCUGUUGCCUUCUCCUCCCACCCACCCCAUUUCAUCACAAGCCUGAGCAGCCUCUCUCUCCAAAUCCCUCUAUGCUUUCCCCUGGAUCACAGCAGCAAAACAGAGACCCCCAGCACUGCCUCAUACAGCAUGGAGCCCUCACACUGCCAGCAGAGGAAGUGGGGGCUAUAAGGAUGGAUUUGUUCAGGGUGGCAAUCCAGGGGGUGCAAGGCUGAGGAUGGUGGGGGUCAAGCUGAAAGGGUGCCUGGAAUCCUGCAGCAAGCUCAUUAGAGAUCCUCUCCUUUCCUCUGCAUCACCAGUGCAAAGAAGAGGUAAGUGCUGUCUGUGAACUGCAGUGUGGUACCUAGGGUGGAUGUGAGCUAGGUAGCACCUUGUUUGGGGUUUGCACAGCAAUGGGCUGGCCAUUCAGAGAAUGCUGUGCUGACAGUACAUGGUGCAAAAACAUACUGACAGGCAAGUCCAAAAAAACAAUAACAAACAAACAAAACCUGAUUCUGCAGCUGAAUAUUAUCCUCAAAUAACUCUGUAUAACCAUCAGCCUCUAUAGAGGGUGCACACCUGUCUGGCUAUACUCAGGUACUGUCAUGACUUACGUGCUAUCAGUCCAACACUUGUUCAGCCACUGACUGACAGCAGAACAUCUGACAAGCUGUAUAUUGAGAGAUACUUAAAAUAAAAAACAGCACCUUCUGCAAAUCUGCAAAUCUGAUUGCAUUUUACUUUUUAAUGUAAAGCCUGUAUUCUGCUUUUGCUGCAGCUAAGUGGGCAGCUCCAGGCCUCCUGCUGGUUAGGGCACUGCAACUCCCAUCACCAACAACUCCCCUCACAUGCAUGUGGUUGAGGGUGAUGAGAUUUGCAGCUCAACAGACACUGGACAGCAGCAAAACUCAAACUUGGAGCAGAGAAGCCUUUGCCUUACUUUUACUCUGUGCUCCCAUCACACACAGCCAGUAUCUGGCUGAGGUUAAGGGGAUUUAUCUAGUGAGCAAAAACUGGACUACUGAAAAAUGCAGUUUAGAAAAAAAAGGAUUCUUUAAUUUCUCUUCUGUUUCUCUUUCCUCCUCACACACAGCCAGUAUAGGGUUGAGGGUAAUGGGACUGGUGGCCAAGCAAACUUUAGACAAUGCAAAAAAAUUGUCUUGCAGAUAGAAGGGUUCUGUCUUACUUUUUUUCUGUCCACUCUCCCAAAUCCUAACUGUUUUAUGGCACUAUUGAUUUAAACAUCUCCAGUGGGGCUUAACCUUUUGUGUGCCAGAAGUGGGUUGCACAAAAUUGGAAUUUUACAACAGAUGUUACCUGUUACCUGCCUGGCUGCCCAGGUGUACCUGUGCCUUGAGCAUUGGUUUGGGCAGACAUUUGUUGCACUUUUGCAAAAAAAACAGACAAGACAUCAGUUUCAUCAGACUUCCCAUAUAUAAAUGGUGGGCUGGCAGAUUAAACAACUUUCUCUCCUUAUAUUUUUGAUUUGUGGCACAAACUAUUUAUUUUACAGAUCUUCUCAUUCUUCAGUUCACCUUGGCAUUUAGUGAACAUCGUGAAUAAAGCCCCCUCACCCCUCUAUAUAUAUACCUGUGCACACUUGGUAUAUGUAUUAUGAGAUAGGCUGUCUUCAUGUAAUAAUUAUAGGAAUUAUGCAGUAAACAGUGAUUUAUAAUGAGCCGAUGAACAAAUUGCUAAAUUUAGACAGCAGGAUUUAAUCCCCAACCUAGCUACGUGUGACUAAAUUUAGCAAUCCAUGUUUUAUUUCAUUCCAAUUCACUGUAUAAUGAAUAAACCUUACAAUAGCAGCAACGUGUACAUAUCUAUAUAGAACUAAUUUCCAAGGCCAGGCGCCCUGCGUAUAGUAUGGGUGUCUGUAAAUCACUUCCACAGUAUGGGCUUCUUUGUCAUUCGUAGCUUUAAUGUGUCUAAUGAAACAUAGCCAAGAUUUGAAAAAGCCAAUUUGGCAAUUAAAAGGUAAGACAUUUAUUGAAACUUAUGCAAACAUUUUUUUUUCAAAAAUAAAAAAUUGAAUAGUAUAUGUAUUUAUGAAAAUUUAAUUCUGGUUCCAGGUGCUAAAAAUUGUGCAAUUGCCAUGGGAACCAAUAUAAUGUUCCUGCUUAUUAUCCUACAGUUAGCACCUUGCUCUAUGCAUGCUCUUUGUAGAUAUAGACAUUCAUUGACACAUAGCCCUAAUGAUGUCAGAUACCAAUCACUCCCCUGUUGCCAAACUAAAUUAUGGAUCACAAAUUAAUACUGAAGACAUAAUUUGCUAUAUUUGCAGCAAGGUGUUAAUUUCGCUGUAGGGGACAAGUGGUCUUCAACUUUCUCCUCAAGCUGUGAGCUCAAACCUCUUGCAAUCAUAUUUGUAGUUUGGUUUUGAGACUAACAGGACCCUGUCCUGAUGUUAUCCUUGUGUAAGCUGUGGGUUACCAUCAAUAGUAAUGGAAACAGCAGGCUGAAUAGUUCCAAACAGAGAAACCUGAAUAUUCUGAGACCUACUGACCUACAGGUACGGGAGAUGAUGGGUCAAAUUACUGUCUAUGAUUGAUUUGCUACACCUAUAGUAUUAUUUAGAAAAUUGAAAUGUUCGAAAUGGUUUCAAUCGUCAUCUCUGGAGGUUAACUGGAUGAACAUAAUAACAUUAUUAAUACACAGUGGCGAUAGUACAUAAUUUGACAAAAUAUAGUGUGUAACGUGUAGGACAAUAUUUUUAUGAAGCAAUACAAACAUAGUAUCAGGAAAGAUACAUUUACAUUUCACUGGUUAUUAUGCCUGAUCUGUAAUGUAGAUUAUGUUACUAGCCCAACCCAAUGGCGCCUAACCUAUUGGCCCCAGAAGAAUUAAGGACUGUGUUGACCCACCCUGCUGGGCAUUAAACCAGUAUUGUAGAGAUCUGAUAAGGUACUACAUUUGGUUACACUAAUACAUAAGCUAUUCCAUCGGCUCAGCUUUAUGGCUACCAGCCCAGUUGUAAAACCAGCUGUUCAUUUCAAGCAUAUGUCCUUUAAAUGUGGGCAGAACCUCUUGAAACAUAGUCCGGGAGUGUUGACAGGAAUUGAUGAUACUCAUUCUAAAGAUACAUCUAGCCAACUUUCUCAGAACCUUUAUGAUAUGCUGUGAAACGCGUAGGCAUCUUAGACUUUACUCAGCCACACCCUAGAGCAGGGUAAAAAUGUCCUCCGUGUCCCUUGUUUAGCUUCUGUGGACUCGUGCGUGAGUUAGCUUGUUAUCUUUUUGUAAAAAAAAUUAUUAUGAAUAUCUGCCUGAUUGCAAAACAAAGUAAAUUUUCCCCUGAUUUUUAAAAUUAGUAAUGUUUAGACUGGUAUCUUUCUCCAGGUGAACAUGUUUUUGUACUGUUCUGCACACGCCUGUGUGAUAUGAUAAUUUUUUUUGAACAUGUCAUAGCUAAAAUUUAUAUUUGAAUAAAGAAGACUCAACUAAUGAUGUAACCAACUCCAUUUGACGUUUGGCAUUUGUCGAGUUCGUAUACCCACCUGUAGACAUCUAGAUUGUCAAAUCUCCAUAUCAAAUCAUUGGACGGGUCAUUAAUUGAUUACUGUUUUUAAAAGUCCAAAACCCUACCAGCUUAUAAUUUAAAGUGUGGUUUAUUGCAAGCAAUUGCUGGAUCUCAAUACUAUUAAGAAAUAUGAGUCUACUGCUACGAACAUGUCCAAAUAAUAGUAAUGGGGACAAUGAUUAACUGGUUUGAAUGUGAGAUCGGGUUAGGUAAUUGGGCAGGUAAUGGAGAUAUGCUUUGUCAAGUCAGUGAUGCAAAGGAAUCAUAUUGAUUGCAUCUAAGAUUAGUAUAACGUGGGGUCUGUCUGAGAUCAGAAGAUCGAUAGACUGAGAGAGUCUUGUCCAUGGAAUGCCUGGGUCUCAGUAAAGAGAUAUAAUGCAUCUACUGGAUGCUGAGAAUGUUGUAUGAUAUGAGAUGAUAUCACUGUGUUUGUGUCUAAGGCCGCACCGAACAUGCUGGACUAGACUCUGUUAAAGUUGCGUGAAAUCAUCGUGAUGCAUGGCAUGGCUCUCACUACAUAAAAUAUGGCUUGCCUUGGGUGUAUGAAUUAAAAAAGGUAUUCAUGACAUUUCCGAAACCUUUCGCUAUUUCAGGUUUUUUUGGGGGGAGGGCGGGGGGGGAGGGGGGAGGUUUACAGCCACAGAACAUUCCUUAUAAUAUAUGCAAUAAGUAAAUAUUUAUUAAAUAGAGGAGAGUAGCCCUGGUACUCCCCAUAAAUAAAGCUUCAAUAAAAUUGAGAGAUAAGCAGAAAUAGUGGAUGGAUGGAUGAACGAACAGGUGGAGAGAAAGAGAGAUGACAAUCAAUCUCAUCUACUCCCGAAACACUUACAGAUUUAUUCAUUAAAGUAAGAUGUGACUGAGUUCCCCUAUUUCGACUGAGUACAUCCGCCAGGUCAGCUUCCUAGCUGCUACUGGGGACUCAGUCGACGAAGCCUGACUGGGUUCUUUGAGGACGUCUUCCUCAGGACCAAUUUGCAGUGAUUAUAGCUCAGGACACCUUCUCUCCUGUAAAGCAUUGGUAAUUGCUGUCUCUUGAGUGUUGCUCCACUGAGCUAAACAACCAGGAAGUAACAGGACUAAUUAUCUGAUUGACAGCCAGGAGGGUGUAACAAAGUUCAUGUAUAAAAGUACCAAUUUCUAUUGAAAUCUUGAUUUUGUUUUGUAAAAUGCAAAAGACGAGGACAAGAUAAAGUGCUUUAGGAGUGUGGAAGGGAGAGAGGGAGUGGGAAGAGAGACUAGGAGAGAGUGGGAUGGGAAUUAUAAUCCUUUUUUUUUUUUAAAGAAAAAAGAGGACUACUGAGUUUCUUGGGAAGCAAAAGAGCUCAGUUCAAGGAGGGAGGGAUUGGCUGCAAGAGAAAAGCCCAACAGGUUCGUUGCCAGUGUGCUGUGUGCGCUGAUGACAGAUAUAUUUUAUGGACAGCAUUGACACUAUUGACAUUUGGCAGCCAAGAACAGGGUACAUCCUACUAACAUAUUUUGAUAUAUGGGGCUUUCUAGCAUUUAAAAAAAAAAAAAAAAUCCCUGAACACAAAUAUAAUAAAAAGUCUUUUAAAAAGAAGUACAUUCAAUUAUCCUGUAGUAGAUGCAAACACACAAUCCAUCAAUUAAAACACAAACUAACAAACUUUAAAAGUAAAGCACUUAAAAAGCAAACAACUAUAGCCAUUUAAAGAGACAGGACUAACACAUUUGUAAACUGGACUGCACUAAUGACUAUGUGGGUAUGUGAUAUGAUUUGUUUACAUUCCCUACUGAGCACACGGAAGGUUAUUCUGCUGAGAUAACUCCAGUUGGGUGUGAAACACAUCCAGUAUUUUAGGUUUUCACUGUGACUCCAUGGGGUCCCACUCCUUUCUGCCUAAUACAAUGUUAGUUGCUCAAAUUGCUUAAAUAAAUGAUUAUUUUUGCACAUCCUGCUUGAUCUUGAUAGUACGUUGUCUGUGUCCAGAAUCGGCUUGAGAGUGCGGCCCCAACAAUAACAGCCCAAUCACUCUAAAAAUAUUGGCCUCAAUGUGCUGGGGAAGUAAUGUCUUGACUUCUAAACUUUCACCAGACUUUCAACUUAGAAUUAUUGAUUCAAUGUGCCCAUUUCUAACAUAAGACACCAUACAAGCUCGCAUUUCAGAUAUGGCAGCUCACAUCUCAUUGGUCUCUCUCUGGUGCACAUUACCCAGCUCCAAUCUUUAGUGAAUGUUGCCCACUACUCCGCAAACAAUUUACCUAGCUAAAAAUCCUAAUAUUGGUCACCCAUGGCUAUACCUUUCAUCAAUGAGAGGUAUGAAAGUGGUAAGGAUGUUGGGUUUAUAGGUGUCAUGCCUAUGACGCCAUUGGUGAAAUUCAUAUUUAAUGCCAAACUCCAACCAUAGCUGACUUGGAUAAUAUUUUCCAGUUCGGCUAUUUGGAUCUUAAAUUUGAAAAUGACUUUGACCUCACUUUGAAUUCAUUACAAUUCACUAUAGUGAAUAAACCUCAGUUUGUGUUUUACAUGUUUAGUACAUGCUGGCAAAUUAACUGGCAAACUCUCUUUCCUUUCGGGCAUGUUGCUCCUUACCUCUUGUGUUUUAAUACCCCACUUUUUCUACAUUGUCUAAGCAGGGCCCCCUUGUCCUCUUCUUUCUGUUUGCUUGAUGUUGCUUGACAUUUUGUUGUUAAUUUAUUUGUUUUUUCUUUUAUCACCAUUGUAAAAUUAAUUGGAUAAUAAUAAAAACAGUAGUCUAGUUUGACUCUAUAUUGCAGCCAAUUCCAAUACAGCAUCAAGGCUUUGCUUUGAUACAUUGUGAUUUCAUAGAAUUGAUGUACAGAGCUUAGUGCAUGCCACUGCUUAUUUGCAUAGAACUCUCCAAGUGUGAAUGUAUAACGAGCCAAGUUAGGUACAGUUUGUUUGCAUAGUCAAAUAGAUCAUCCGAGUUAUUUGUUAAAUGGUGUGAUUGUAGCAAAAGUGCAUUUACUUCAGUACACAAGUCAGUGGACAGGUAAGCGCAGAUGAAAAUAUUGCAUAACUUGAAGUAGAUUGCUGACAAUAGAUUAAAAUGUUGCAUAAUUUGCAGUGGUGCCAAUAAAUAACCACUUAUCCUGGACACACGUGUGCUGCCAUACUUUUUGUUUGUCUCUUAAUCUGGCAAUUUCCCUAUUCCUGUGUCUGUGUCUUUGAUGGUGAGUGCAAUAUUAGAAACUAUAGCAUUGUGAUUGUGAUAUAAAAUAUGAACGCUGUGCUUAAUACAUACAGAGUGGUUAAAACUCAAAGUUUCUCCCCAAAAUAAGGCAGCAAUUGGGAGAUGUUACUCAGAACAAAUGUUGCUUUAUAUUGGUGCAGUAACCUCAGUUUACAAACAACAUAUAAGAGAGUCCACCUGAUAAACACACAAACAAUAUACGGUUUCCAGUCUUUGAAUAAUACUAUUUAAAACAUAAAUUUUAACUAAAACAAUAUUUGGAUCCACCACCAUUGCAUCGAAGUAAUCCAAUAUCGAUCAUUCCUAAGCACAUUUUUUACAAGGGAGAUAAAUUUGAUGGAUGUACUGCCUACUGCUUAAACUUCCCUAAACAGCACUUCUAAAACUGAUAUGCUUUUCUGGCUACUUAUUAUGGGAUGCCUGUGUGCAUAGUGGGCUUGGGGUCUUAAAUGAAACCCUGAUGAGUUAUCGUCAUAUCACCAAACCUUUCAUUGUAGUGUUUCUAAAAAAAUGUGAGAAUGUGUGUUCAUGUAGCUGGGAUAUAUAUAUAUAGAGAGAGAGAGACAGACAGGCAGAUAGAUAGAUAGAUAAAUAGAUGGAUAGAGAGAGACAGACAAACAGAUAGAUAGAGAGAGAGAGAGAGACGGAUGGAUGGAUGGAUAGAUAGAUAGCCUAAAACAUAGAUAUAUACAAAAGGUAUUGUAUUUUGGCACCCCUUUGAAAUGUAAACAAAAAAGUUGCUUCACCCUUGUGUCUUUUUCCCAAUUCCCCUCACCCCUUCAUAUGUCCAUUGUAACUCGGUUACCCUCUUUUGUGUAUCUCUUUAUCCUCUGAUCAGUGGUGUAUUUAGUAUUUGUGCUGCCCUAGCCAGGACGGUGCUCGGGCACCCUCCCAACUUAAUUUUGCCCACCCCUUCCUGUCAAGGCCGCACUUUGACUGACAGACGCUCACUCACCGACAGACACACACACUCAUUGACAGAUACACACUCUCAUAUACACUGACAAACAAUGACAUACACACACUCACUGAUUUGACACACUGAUAGACAGACAUACACUAUUACUUGGACACACACUGACAGACUCAUACUCACUGACAGACUCACUGACAGACGCACCCUCUCACUGACAGACGCACCCUCUCACUGACAGACGCACCCUCUCACUGACAGACACAUGCACUCACUGACUGAUACAUACACACUGACUGACCUACACACACAUUCACUGACACACACACUCACACUCACUGACAGACACACACACUCACAUUCAUUGACACACACUCACAUUCACUGACACACACACACACCCUUCUCCCAUUAUAUUUCCCCCACUCACAAUUAUUAUUAUUAUUUUUUUUAAUAUGAAAUCCACCCAGCCUCCCUACUUUUGGGAUAGGAUGGGUGUAUUUUUCACCUGGGGUCCAGUGGGGCUACUGGCCAGGGAGGCGGCCAGACGUGCAGGCGGGCGGACGGUGAGGGAGCACUUUCCCCUGAGCUCUCUCUCGCCGCAGAGUGAUGCUGGGAGCCGGAAUAUGACGUCAUAAUCCAGCUCCCACCAUUACUGCGGGUCGUAACAAGGUAUUGCCGCCCCCUGGAAAUUGCCGCCCAAGGCACAUGCCUUGCUUGCCUCGCGGUAGACACAUCCCUGCCUGUGUUCACCUCUUCAUUCCCUUUUGUGUCUCUUCUCCCCAAUUAUUUCUUUGUGGUUUUCUCUUGCCUCCGGACCCCCUUGUGUGUUUCAAUUUAUCCACUAUAUCCCCAUUUGUGUCUGUCCUUGUCCUAUCAGAAAGUGCUCUUACUAAGAAAUACUUUUGCCUCCUUGAAAGUUCAGCCUGCUCAGAGCCUUGUAGUCAGACUGAAGACAAUACCUUAUUUUUUUAAUCUAUUUUCUUCAUUGUGGCUUUCAUUUUUUGGCAUUUUUUUAUGAGUAGCUGUUUUAUUUUAUUUAGUAGAAACAGGCAUUCAUUUUCGUAAGAAUCAUAGUUCGGACAAAAAAACAAACAGCUUGUUUGGCCAUUCAUCCAAAUUCUGAAUCUCCUACUGGCACAAUCGAAGAAUGGACUAAUAAAUGAAUUGACGUUGACCGAUCUUCUUCUAUGCGCGAUUAAUGUAUUAAUUAACCAUAUUUAAGGGUACUAAAAUGUGGAAGUUGUUAUGUCUCCCUAAAUUGGUAUCUUUAAAUAUGUCAAUCUCACACAAGGGUACCAAUUUUAUUUAGGGAAUUACCUUUUAAACAGUUGGAAGAUCAAAAUUAAGAAAAGGGCUUUACUUAAUUUUGAUCUUUUUGGCUGCUUGGUAAAUAGUUGCCUAACUAGAUAUCCUUAUGUGGAUUGCCAUAUUUAAGCAUUUCAAAAUAGAGAGCUAUUUACCAAACAGCUUAUUUAUUUGGUAUCCUUAAAGGGGUACUAUUGGUAUGAAAAUAGCUUCAGCUUAAUGAGGCAGUUUUGGUGUACAGAUCACGCCCCUGCAGUCUCACUGCUCAAUUAUUUGCCAUUUAGGAGUUAAAUCACUUUAGUUUCUGGUUAUGCAGCCCUAGCCACACCUCCACUGGACAUAGCCUGCACAAUAAAAAUAGUUACAUUUUCAAUCAGGUGUUAACUUGCUUUGUAUAUAUAUUUUUCAUCUUCUGUUCUGUAAAUUGAACUUUAAUCAGACACAGAAGGCUCCUGCAAGAUUUAGGAGACUAUUAACCGAGCAGGGGAUAAGAAAUAAAAAAUUAAACAAAAUAUGCAAUAAAAGAAGUUUAGACAUUAGAUCUCACUUUACAGGAAGUGUUUAUGGAAGGCAGUGUAGGUCACAUGCAGGGAGGUGUGACUAGGGCUGUAUAAACAAAGUGAUUUAACUAUUCAAUGGCAGCAAACUGAGCAGUGAGACUGCAAGGGCAUGAUCUAUACACCAAAAACGGCUUCAUUAAGAUAAAGUUGUUUUGGUGACUAUAGUGUCCCUUUAAAUACUAAACAACUGAAGAUCAGAAUCCCAGAGGAGGUUGAAUAUCAUGAAAUGCAGAUCAUAAAGAAGCUAAUUAAAAGCUUUACUAUGAGAAGUAUUUGAUUGGAUGCAUGCAACAGGUCCACGAUGCACCUCAAGAAGUAUUGGGUUGGACUAUUGACAAGGAAGUCACUCUGCCUAGAGAACACCGAGAAAGAUGGAUCGGGUGCAGGGCCGAGGGAGUCUCUGCACUAGAAAAAGGUAAGUAAAAAAUAGGUUUUUACACAGAAAAAUUAGAAAAAGAGGUUCUUUAAUCUAAUAAGGGACAAGGACACUGUAGCAUGGUUUUUAUUACUAACGUUGUAGUGUUCCUUUACACUGACUUCAGAGUAUAACUGGUUUCCAAGCAGAGCAACUGUUUUCACCUUUUAGUGAAUCAAUGUGUCUGUCUCCUGAAACAUAGGUUAGAAACAUAGAAACAUAGAAUGUGACGGCAGAUAAGAACCAUUCGGCCCAUCUAGUCUGCCCAAUUUUCUAAAUACUUUCAUUAGUCCCUGGCCUUAUCUUAUAGUUAGGAUAGCCUUAUGCCUAUCCCACGCAUGCUUAAACUCCUUUACUGUGUUAACCUCUACCACUUCAGCUGGAAGGCUAUUCCAUGCAUCCACUGCCCUCUCAGUAAAGUAAUACUUCCUGAUAUUAUUUUUAAACCUUUGUCCCUCUAAUUUAAGACUAUGUCCUCUUGUUGUGGUAGUUUUUCUUCUUUUAAAUAUAGUCUCCUCCUUUACUGUGUUGAUUCCCUUUAUAUAUUUAAAUGUUUCAUUUAAUAUAUCACCCCUAUCUCGUCUCUCCUCCAAGCUAUGCAUUUUAAGAUCCUUUAACCUUUCCUGGUAAGUUUUAUCCCGCAAUCCAUGAACCAGUUUAGUAGCCCUUCUCUGAACCCUCUCUAAGGUAUCAAUAUCCUUCUGAAGAUACGGUCUCCAGUACCGUGUACAAUACUCCAAGUGAGGUCUCACCAGUGUUCUGUACAAUGGCAUGAGCACUUCCCUCUUUCUACAGUUGGUCGGAUAACUCUGGAAGUUUAGAUAUGUGAAGAUUUUAUUUCUUCUAUAGAUGGCAGAUAGUUGAGGCUUAGCAACCACUGCAUCCUCGGUAGAUUUUAUGGCCAUAUAAUUGUCAGGGUGCUAUGUGGUGCUGUUGUUAGAAUUGAUGAUUUAGGUUUUCCAGGUUCCCAGGAAGGGCUCACGUAAUUGACAAGGUGAGCCUCUGCUAGUGUAAUCCAGUUGACAUUUUUUUCUUACACCUUCUAAUGCAGGGGUCCUAAAGUCAGUUUACUUGGAGGUUUCAGAUCUAUGUAAAUGCACAAAUCUGUACAAACACAUCUACACACUACCAUAAACACACACACACACACACAUGUGAGUACAGCUUUAAACUGUAUGGAGGACCCAAUGAGACCACCGGAUUCUCUGUAGGCACAUCCAAUUCCCUGCAUCCGUCAUUGGUGACGGCUGUCAGGAUUGUACUUGAACUCUGCACUGAGUCUAGGAAACUCAGGUGGAGGAGAAAUACAGAGAUUUAGUAUUUAAUACUUUGUCUCUGUAUAUCUCUUGGCUGAAUUAGAAUUUCAGUAAAAUACUAAAUAGUCAAAAUUAGUAUUUCAUAAAGAUUCUAUAUUUAUGAAAUACUAAUUUUCAGGGGGAGAGGGUGGUGACAGCGCCGCUCUAAGGGUUGGAUAUGGACCGUAGAUAACCCUUGUUCUAAAUAACUAAAGUAGCAAAUAAACAAACAUACAAAUAAAACAUAAGCAGCCUGUUUAUAGAAAAUAAAAAAAAUGAAGCAAAUAUCUGAAAAAGUAGAAUUAACGUCAUGAAAAGUAUCAUGAUAAAAUCCAGUUGAAUGUCCUGUUGACGAAUUCCUCUUUAAAACUCAACAGAACGUACUGUGUCUCUCAAUGAACAGUCAGUGAUUGGCUGACACCUUCCUUAUACUGCAGAGGCCGGGAGGAAGAAGGUAGUCAGGGGGCAUAGAUGUUGGGUGCUGGGAUACCAACUUUGAGGUUGAACAGAUGGAAAUGGUUUAACCUCGAAGGUAAGACGGUGCCCAGGCAAUGAUGCCCCCAUAACUUCAAUGAUCUGAAGUUGUUACGGGGGUGGGAGUGUUAUAAUGAUAUGUGUUAUCUCCACAUAGAGCACAUCUAGCAUGUCAUGACUAAACAGUUUCCAGUUAAGUGAAGAGGCCGCACAGCUCUCUAAUAUGCGCAGUUUGAUUAAAAGGAAUGUUGUUUCAUACAGAGUUGGACUGGUUGGCAUAAGGGAGUCCGUUGCUUUGCUGAGAGGGACGCGCUUCAUUUCUAAGACGUGGAAAUUUCCUAUUCACAUCUUGUCUGAGCUGGAACUGUUUAUCCUGUGUUUGCAGGUCUGGGAGCUGCCGGGUAUGAAUGCAAACUGUUCAUAAGGACUGCACAUUGGGGGAGGAAACAACUUGUUACCUGAUAGACAAAACAGUCAAUAGUGAGUCACAAACUGGACAUUUUUGUUUUAAGCUGUAAAAAUGAUGGCUUUAUUACCCCAGUUAGUUUAAAAGGCUGCCAAAACACAGAAACAUCAUUUUUAUCUCACGAUAGAGGUCAGUACAUAUACAAUUAGAACACUUUGUUGUUUACAAACGGCUUGUGUUUUAUACCUUAAACAGCAGAUGAAGAGACAGUUUUGGGGCACUGUUCAGGAAUAUUUUUGUUUUCACCACUGAGACUUUUUUUUCCCUCUUUCCCUUCACUAGUUUUAUACCAUACGUCCCCAAUGCUCUAUCUGUCUACCCUGUCCCUUAUUGACCCAUUUAAAUCUUCCCCUUACUUGCCCCUUCUCCCAAUAAGCCAUCUUCCCUCUCUCUGUUAUGCUUGUCUGCUACCCUAACGUCCCCCAGGCAUUAUCUAUCAUCUCUUCUGCUGAGUUAUUCUCUAUAAUCUUUCCCAUGUGUCCUCUCCCUCUGCUACCACUGGAUCUUCUUCCUCUGCUUCACUUGUCCUUUGCCCUUAAUUCCCUUGCGCACUGUCUAUCCUCUCCCUUUUCUCCAAAUUUUCCCUCUCAUUGAUCCUUUAUACUAUAUCUUCCCUCACGUACACUUAUGUUUUUGCCCUUGUUUUCACUGCUACCUAGACUCUAUUCACCAUCCAAAGCCGGAUGAAGAUUGUCCAGGGCCGUAAGCAGGAUGCCAGAUUGUGGAUCCUUCCUGGAGCCCUGGACUCUGUUCUGUGAGUGUUGUAUGUGUGUGGUGGCUGAGCAUUGCAUGUUUGUGUGUGUAGGUGUGUGUUGUGCACAUGUGAAGUAGUAAGAGAGCUGUGUGUGGGGAAGGGUAGUUGAGUGUGCCACUGUGUCCUGGUUGAGUGAUGUGCUGCCCUGUGUUUGGUGGUAUGUUGUGUCUGUGUUGAGGGGAGUCUGAGUGUGUCUGAGUGCUAUUUGUGUAUUGUCUGAGUGUGUUGGGAAAUGAGGAUGAGUGUGUGUGGGAAAACCAGGGAAUAUGAGAACUUUGACAACAGCUUAGAGAAACUCAGUAGCAUGCACAUCAGCAAAUCCUCGCUCAGGUUUCAAAAUAGUUUUUGCUUUCUUGUGCCAUUAUAGAGAGAACCAGCUCCAAGACACCCAUAAGGGUGGUCCAGAACCGAAAUGCCAGCAAGUUCUCUGUGCAUGAGAGAUACAGCAACCACGGAGGAUCGUUUCGGCCUUCUUUGGGCCUCGUCAGCAACGUGUAGUUGAUACCCUUCCAGGCACAGUGAGCACAGAGUCCAUGUCUAAAUUACUCUUUUAACUUGGGGAGAGUCAAGUUAAUGAGUGUGUGUAGGGAAGUUUUUCAUGUGGCCCUCUUCCUUGGGGUCUGGUGGAGGGUGAGCUGAGAAGCUUUGGUCCAGAAAGGUAAUAUUCUGGUCUGCACCAAUAUCCGGUGCAGACUACUUUAAGAACUCCAUCGUGGUCUGGCACUUAGUCAAUGACUCAGAGCGCUGCUUGCAGUACUCUGAGUCAUUGAGGUUUGCUGGGAACUCUUAAAGUGAUCUACACCCAAUAUAGGUGCAGCCCACAACUCUAUCUCGCGUUGAUGGGCACAAUGCCAUGCAGGAAGAUAUUAUGAGACUGUCUAUGCCACCUUAUGGGUAAUCCGGCUCUAUUAGCAUCUCACCCACCUUUUUUCUCUCCAUCUCCACCAUUUCGAGACUCUGUUUAAUUCUUAUCAAACUACAUGUUUUUUCAACAACUCAUAAAAGUAAAAGAGAUAUUCAAAUGGCCCUCUACAAGCAUCCAAAUAAAAUACCAUGAGGGUUUUCCAUAAAUGGAGAUUAUUUUUUUUUUAAAAUGAAUAUAUACAUGGCACUGUUCGGACCACCUUGGUGUAUGAAAAGACAAAAGAAACAUAAUUACACAAAGUCCCAACACCUGUAAAGAUAAAAAAGGGGGGAGAACCGAAUGGAUUAAUACUCGUCUAGCAAAUGACAACUGAGCAUUAUCACAGCUAUCCAAAUCUUGAGCUCCCAUCACACCUAGCCAUCAAAAGAUCAACAGGAUUCAUUAUCAGAGAACAUCUUAACGAAAAUGAUAGAAUUACUUAUUUAUUUAUACACACACAUAUUAUUGUUUGGGAGCUACCAUGCAAAAUAGCUGUAUUUAUAUAUAUUUUAAGAGAGCACUAUUGUUUUGUGUAUUCUCUUAUUUAAGAAUUACUAUCUUAUUAUUCUAAUUAUGCUCUGAAAUAUCAAGUCAAUAUUUUUUUAGCUGACUGAAAUAAAUGGUGUAAUUUGCACACGUUGGGUUCUUUUUGUUAAUCUCUUGUACAGAUGUUCAAAUUCAGUAGCUUUCUAAGAUGUCUGUCUGAUGACAUUUAUCCCUUUUUGAGGCACAACAGGAGAGUGAUCUGUGCUGAAUUUACACCAUCUUUUGGAUCAACAUCAGCUACAGAGACUUGUGAAAGGUAGAAGAUAAUGCUGAUUUUUAAGCCUAUGUUGCUAUGUUACUCUAUAGAUUAAUCAGCAAAUCUAGUAAUUAAAGUGACAGUAUACGCACUAAAACAACUUUAGCUUAAUGAAGCAGUUUUGGUGUAUAGAUCAUGCCCUUGAGGUUUCACUGUUCAAGUCUCUGCCAUUUAGGAGAUAAAUCACUUUGUUUAUACAACCCUAGUCACACCUCCAUGUGUGUGACUUACACAGCCUUACUAAACACUUCCUGUAAAGAGUCAUCUAAUGUUUACACUACCUAUAUUUAAAAUUCUGUUAAAUUUAGAAUUUCUUAUCUCCUGCUCUGUUAAUUGCUUGCUAGAACCUGCAGGGGAAUCAUGUAUGUAAUUAAAGGUCAAUUUACAGAUCAGGAGAUAAACACUUCUAAAGUAGUGUAACAUCUGAAAAUGAAAUAAUUUGUUUUCAUACAGGCUGCAUCACUCACAGCCAGGGAAAGUGUGGCUAGGGCUGCAUAAAAAGAAACAAAGUGAUUUAACUCCUAAAUGGCAGAUAAUAGAACAGUGAAACUGCUGGAGCAUGAUCUAUACACUAAAACUAAAAUUUGUUUUGGUAACGUUAGUGUUCCUUUAAAAACCCUCCCUCCUGGUCAGUCUCAACAGUUUUAUUGCUUGAAUUCCCCCAUGAGAUGAUAUCAUCCCGUGUUUUGAUAUGUUGGCAGAGUGAGUGCCUGGACUACCUCAGGCAGCAGCAGGACAAAGUCUGCAUUGUGGCGAGUCCUGGAUCCAAAGCAUUUGCCAGCCGGGAACUGUACACAUGGAACAGCAGCCUGUUCCCAGACACAGUUAAAGCUUCAGAAUGCGGAGUGGGCUGCUCAUAAUGUAAGGUGACAGUAUCCACCGAUGUCACCUGACAGCUGGGGAUUGCAUGGAGAGUGCCAUUUAAAACAGACUCGUAUUUAAUCUCAGAACACUCCCUUGUGUUCGAACACUCCGAUUUAAAGCGAGGAUCAUAAACUGAGGCUUGCUGUACUUAAUGGUUGGAUCAGAGUCUUUCAUUUAAGCUCUUGAAAGCACUAGCUCAGACACUGAUGCCGGUAAGCCGAGAGCCUCCCAGGAUCACUAACAUUUGCCCUGAACCCAGUUCUGCUUAUAGCGACCUGGACUCUAUUACCUCCCGCUAGAGAACUUUCAGAACUACGGGAAACUGCUCGCCCUUAGUCAUCAUGUGCAUUUUUUCUCAUUUGCUUUUUUAACAGUAUAAAAUAUUGGAUGUUUCAUGAUAGAUUGUGUGCUUGUGGGACGAGCAUUCUCGACCUUAUGUUUUUGUUAUUCUAGUCUGUCAAGCUAAGUGUGUGUACAUACGACUGUCCAGGUCACCGAUACAUGGUGUAACACACGGGCAGUGUGAUUACUUAAAUUCGGAAUAAUAACAAACCGAAAUCUGAAUUGCAAAAAUUCAGGCUAAAAUAGCUGAGCUGUGACUAAGAGUUGGAGAAGUUCUCUAAAUCGGCUAUGUUUGCCUACAUUUUUCAAUUCAGAUUUUAAUUUGCUAUCAUUUAGAGUGAAUACCCCAACAUUGAGCUAAUUAUAUAGCUAGAUUGUAUAUAUGACAUUAAUAGAUACAAUUCGAUGGGUUCAGUUUGUUUGUACAGCUAGAUGCCUGGCUGUCCAAAGAAACUUGAUCUGAGAAUGGUAUGAAACUAUGCACCAAUAAAUACGUUUCUGGGAUUGAGCCUAAAACAUAGUUUAAAUUACUCAAUGUAGAUUUAAUAAAACCUUCAUAAUACCUUUGAACAUUUCAAAUGAGCAAAGAGGGGCCUUUAUUUUUAAGGGUGUGAGUGGGGGUGUGAUCAGGGGGAGGCUGUUCUGACUUACUAAUACCAGUUUACACAACUAAAAUGUAAUUUAGAAUAAGAACAAUGUAUCUUAUUUACAUAGACUGAUUUCUAAACGCGUUUAUUGUAGUUUAAAGACACAUUACUGGGAGUAUUAUUGCUGUGGAGCUCUGUUUUACACUCAGACAAACCAACAAUACGGAGCUCCAGAAAAGAGGAUCAUUAGGAUAGAAUGGGGGGACUGAGGGGUUUGAGCUUCAAAUAGGGACUGUCCCUUCUAUACAGGGACACUUGGCAGUUAUGCAUUAUCUAAAUGAUUGAGUAUAUUGGACUCCUCAGAGUUUGGACUGCAGGCCCCUGGUUCAAGUUGGGAAGUUGAGUUUAGCUCUUGUCCAGCUCUGACACAAAUUGUUUAGUUAAAUGCUGUCAAUUAGUGAUGUCCCGAACGGUUCGCCGCAGACGCCGAACGGUUCGCCACAGAUUGCGAACAUAUGCGGUAAACUUUGACCCUGUACCUCACAGUCAGCAGACACAUUCCAGCCAAUCAGCAGCAGACCCUCCCUCCCAGACCCUCCCACCUAAUGGACAGCUCACUAAGAAUGCAGCUUCACAAUGAAUGUAAAAUGGAUGCUGUCCAGGAGGUGGGAGGGUCUGGGAGGGAGGGUCUGCUGCUGAUUGGCUGGAAUGUGUCUGCUUACUGUGAGGUACAGGGUCAAAGUUUACCGCAUAUGUUCGCCGUCUGCGGCGAACCGUUCAGCGAACCGUUCAGGACAUCACUACUGUCAAUGCUUUAAACGAACACUCCAAACACCAUAACCACUGCAGAAUCUAUUUAUGCUAAUCCUGAUAAAAAGUCAAAAGGCAGCUCUUACUAUUUACCUUAAAAUGGAAAACAGAAAAUCAUGGAGAAAAGAUUCAGGAUUAAUAAAUCUGGAUACCUGAAGGUCGCGUUGUUUCAAUUGACUAUGUUAACUAUGUUACUAGAGAUGGGCAAACCAAGAGCAGAUUUGUCUAGUUUGGCUGUGAGUAUUGUGAGUUGAAUUUUAUCUUUACAACCAGUUUUUUUCAGGAUGCAAUAAAAUAACCUUAAUUUCUUUUGGUAGAGGUGACAUGGUGGGAAAAGAUGUCCGUAUGAACCAAGGAUUGCCCUCCGGAUUGUAACAAGGGCUUUCUGUUUGGAAGAAGACCCCCUCAAGCUCUCAGCUUAUAGUAAGUCAUUUUACUUUGAAUUCCUAGAAAUGUCUGAGAUAAUAUUUUGUAUGAAUAUACAGUAUGCUGUAGUGGUUAUGGUGCCAGACGUAACCUGGCACACUCCCAGGGUAACUAGUCAAAAGUUGGAAAUGGUUUGACAACUUACCUGGGGUAUCUCUGAACGCCAUUGUCUGCCUCCUCAGCUGGCAGUAGUUGCAGCUCACUACUCUCAGCCAGUGUGUCGGCUCUGCCUGGUUGGCCUUGCUCAGUGGAGGUGCUUCUGGUUUCCGGUGGUGUAAAUAUCCAUAAAUUCCAUGUGAGAAUGUUAAAUGUUAUAUGUUGGGUGAAGUCAAAUCAUAUUAAAUGCCCGUUGAGAGCUAAUGGUCCGGCUAGAGUGAGCUGGUGACCAUGUAGAUGACACUAUUAGUCCAUAUUAGAAGUUACCCUUUUCUGUUCCUAGGCUGUAGAAUUGGUCACCACACUCCAGCGCUUAAAGUGACACUAUAGUUACCAAACAACUUUAGCUUAAUGAAGCAGUUUUAGUGUAUAGAUCAUGCGCCUGCAAUCUCACUGCUCAAUUUUUUGCCAUUUAGGAGUUAAAUCACUUUUGUUUUUGUUUAUGCAGUCCUAGCCACACCUGGCUGUGACUUGUAUAGCCUCCAUGAAAAUAAAAUGGUUUCACUUUCAAUCAGAUGUAAAAAUGUGUAUCCCCUAAUCUGUAAAUUGAACUUUAAUUACAUACAGGAGGCUCCUGCAGUGUCUAUCAAGCUAUUAAUAGUGCAAGAGAUAAGACAUUCUAAAUUAAACAGAAUUUGCAAUAAAGGAAGUGUAAACAUUAGAUGACUGUUUACAGGAAGUGUUUACGAAGGCUGUGCAAGUCACAUGCAGGGAGGUGUGACUAGGGCUGCAUAAAAAAAGUGAUUUAACUCCUAAAUGGCAGAGAACUGAGCGGUUAGAUUGCAGGGACAUGAUCUUUACACCAAAACUGCUUCAUUAAGCUAUAGUUGUUUUGGUAACUAUAGUGUCCCUUUAAGAGUCACAAACCACCUGUUUCUCAGGGUCAUAGUUUUGCACAUUGUUUAGUAAUGUGCAAUGUUCAUUAUUUGACUCAGAUUUGAUUGGAGAAUCAUUGCACAUCAUGCAGGGUUCCAUCCCUUUAAGAUUAGGUUUGGCACUCCUGCAGUAGACACUGUCUUGGCGAAUACAGAUGUAACUGUUGGUGGGAGAGCAUGCAGUUAUUUUUGCCAGAUGUUAUGUUUUGUUUUUAAUAUGGCAUUUUUUUCACGCCUCUCUCAGUCAUAAAGUGGCUGGGCUCAGACAGCCAUGAGACUCUUUCUGAUCGCUAUUACGGUGAGGGAAAAAAGUAUUUGAUCCCCUGCUGAUUUUGAACGUUUGCCCACUGACAAAGAAAUGAUCAGUCUUUAAUUUUAAUGGUAGGUGUAUUUUAACAGUGAGAGACAGAAUAACAAAAAAAAUCCAGAAAAACGCAUGUCAAAAAAGUUAUAAAUUAAUUUGCAUGUCAAUAGGUGAAAUAAAUAUUUGAUCACCUAUCAAUCAGCAAGAUUUUUGGCUCCCAGGUGUCUUUUAUACAGGUAACGAGCUGAGAUUAGGAGCACUCUCCACCGUGGCCAAGACCAAAGAGCUGUCCAAGGAUGUCAGGGACAAGAUUGUAGGCCUACACAAGGCUGGAAUGGGCUACAAGACCAUCGCCAAGCAGCUUGGCUAGAAGGUGACAACAGUUGGUGCGAUUAUUCGCAAAUGGAAGAAACACAAAAUAACUGUCAGUCUCCCUCAGUCUGGUGCUCCAUGCAAGAUCUUACCUUGUGGAGUUUCAGUGAUCGUGAGAACGGUGAGUAAUCAGCGCAGAACUACAUGGGAUGGGAGGAUCUUGUUAAUGAUCUCAAGGCAGCUGGGACCAUAAUCAACAAGAAAACAAAUGGUAACACACUACGCAAUGAAGGACUGAAAUCCUGCAGCACACGCAAGGUUCCAUGCUCAAGAAAGCACAUAUACAGGCUCGUCUGAAGUUUGCCACUGAACAUCUGAAUGAUUCAGAGGAGAACGGGGUGAAAGUGUUGUGGUCAGAUCAGACCAACAUUGAGCUCUUUGGCAUCAACUCAACUCACCGUGUUUGGAGGAGGAAGAAUGCUGCCUAUGACCCCAAGGGCACAAUUCGCAUCGUCAAACAUGGAGGUGGAAACAUUAUGCUUUGGGGGUGUUUUUCUGCUAAGGGGACAGGACAACUGCACUCCAUCAAAGGGACGAUGGACUGGGCCAUGUCUUGGGUGAGAACCUCCUUCCCUCAGCCAGGGCAUUGAAAAUGGGGUGUGGAUGAGUAUUCCAGCAUGACAAUGACCCAAAACACACAGCCACAGCAACAAAGGAUUGGCACAAGAAGAAGCACAUUAAGGUCCUGGAGUGGCCUAGCCAGUCUGCAGACCUUAAUCCCAUAGAAAAUCUGUGGAUUGAGCUGAAGGUUCGAAUUGCCAAAUGUCAGCCUUGAAACCUUAAUGAUUUGAAGAGGAUCUGCAAAGAGGAGUGGAACAAAAUCCCUCCUGAGAUGUGUGCAAACCUGGUGGUCAACUACAAGAAACGUCUGACCUCUGUGAUUGCCAGCAAGGGUUUUGCCACCAAGUACUAGUCGAAGGGGUCAAAUACCUGGAAGCUAGAAAUCUUGCUGAUUGAUAAGGGAUCAAAUACUUAUUUCACUCAUUGACAUGCAAAUCAAUUUAUAACUUUGUUGACAUGCGUUUUUCUGGAUUUUUUGUUUUUUGUUAUUCUGUCUCACUGUUAAAAUACACCUACCAUUAAAAUUAUAGACUGAUAAUUUCCUUGUCAGUGGACAAAGUUCAAAAUCAGCAGGGAAUCAAAUACUUUUUUUCCCUCACUGUAUGUCCCAGCAAAAAAAUGGAAGCAAUGCUUCUCAUGGAGAAACAUUGGUUUUAAUGAUUCUCUAUGAGCAGAGACGUAACAAGAAACCACCCUCCAUAUGUCUAAUUUCCUUCCCCCCAGCCCCUCCAUGUAUCUUCUUCUUACCAUGUGUCUUCUUUCCCCCAGUCUCCUUUCCUCCCUCAGCCUCUCCAUGUGUCUCCUUCCCCCAAACCCUUCAUGUGUUUCCUUUUCCUUCCAGCCCCUCAAUGUGUCUCCUUACCACUCCUCCAACCCCACCAUGUGUUUUCUUAACCCCAGCCCCUCCAUGUGUCUUCUUUCCUCCAGAAACCCUCCAUGUGUCUUCUUUCCUCCCCAACCCCUCCAUGUGUCUCCUUUUCCCCCAGCCCCCUCUGUUUCUCCUUUCCUCCCCAGCCCCUCCUUGUGUCUUCUUCCCACCAUGUGUCUUCUUCUCUCCCCUAGCCCCUCCAUUUGUCUCUUUCCCCUCCACUACCUCCAUGUGUCUCCUUCCUUGCAGCCCCUCCUUGUGUCUUCUUUCCUCCGCCAGUCGCUCCAGGUGUCUUCUUCCCCCAACCGCUGCAUGUGUUUCCAUUCCCCUGCAGCCCUUCCAUGUGUUUCCUUCCCACUCCCCCAGCCCCUCCAUGUGUCUCCUUUCAUCCCCCCUCCCUCUCCAUGUGUCUCCUUUCCUUCCCCUACCUCUCCAUGCGUCUCCUUUCCUCCCCUCAGCCCCUCCAUGUGUCUCCUUCCCCCCUUCAUGUGUCUCUUCCCCAGCCCCCCUCACCUCCAUGUAGCAUGGCCUAGCUACUAAGGACAGUGAGAGAAACCAGGAGUAAAGAGACAGAAUUACAAGAGUUGACAUUGCACAUUAAGUUGCAGUCAUUUACACUUUACAUUUUUAGUGUAUAUUCCGUACACAUUUAUAUUUUAUUUUCAGUUUCCUUGAUGUAAGUUUCCAAAUGUAUAAUAUGCCUCCUGUUUAAGCAUGUUUGUGGGUAUUUUGAGAGUUUGUUGAGGUGUUUCAGUGAUAAGGCACACAUGUAUCGGGUUAAUUGUGUAUUUAACAAUCGUAAAAAGGUGAGACUGAAUGUUUUUGGCAUCAAUUCCACCUUUUUAAUGGGAUAAAAAGUGAUUCUUAAAUGUAUUCAUUGGUGAUUGUGUUGACUUUUUUUUCCUGCCAAAAUUUGGUGUUUAACCCCCAUCCCCCCAAAAUAACUAUAAACGCCCUGAUUGUCAGAGAGGAUAGUCUGUAAUCCCAGAUCUCGCUCCCUAAGUGUAGUAUACCCACAGCUUCUUACCUAACACUGAGAUUUUACAUUUACAUUGAUUUUUGUAACCUCAUUAACACUCUGUCAUGCACCUCUCAGGUCCCAGGUGUUGACAAGUCAUUUUCACUAGUUAUAAAUAAAACUGGUGUUUUAAUACAUCAAUGUAAUGUCUUAUUAUAGACCAGCUUUCAAAUGUUUACUCUUUGUCUUAGUUAUAUAAAGGAUAAUACCUAUUUUUACUCUUGAACAUUAGACCAUCACAGCCUGUGCUGAGUUCAAUAAAUCAUUGCAAUCAUAUGAACAUGAAUCUUGAAUAUAUUGUAGCAUAUUAACUAAGCCUUCCGUACUAGCUACCGAAAUAAAUGUAGAAAACAGGCUUUAAAUUGCUCCCAGUUUUAAAAUGCAUUAUUUAGUUAAAUCAUUGAAAUAUUAAAAAAUAAACAAAGAUGCUCAUCUUUAAAGGGACACUAUAGUCACCAUAACAGCUACAGCAUCUAUAGCCUGUACCUGCAGAUUCUUUUUACUGUAAACAAAGAAAAGGCAGCGUUUACAUUGCUGCCUAGUAACACCUCUAGUGGCUGUCACUCAGACAGGUGCUUCCUGGGUUAGUGCUGCACAAUGUGCAGCAGCACCUACAUUCAGCGUCUCCACGUUCUGUAUGGAGACAUUGAACGUUCCCUAUAGAGAUGCAUUGAUUCAAUGCAUCUCUAUGAAGAGAUGCUGAUUGGCGCAGCCAGAAUUUUGCUGCACAUGCACAAUGGCCUCGCAAUAUUUUCCUUUUAUAAUACAUUGGCUUGGCUGAGAUGGUCAAAUUUGAUGAUCUCUGCCACAGGGGCAGAGCCAAUCGCAGCGAGACCAGCGAAAUGUUGGAAAAAGGUGAAUAACAUUACCUUUUUAAAGUACAAAGAGGGGGCCGUGGGACUUAAACAAUUAUUUUACCAGAAAUAUAUGUUUGCGUUCCUGACUCUAUAAUGUUCCUUUAAGUUUAUUGUGUUUUCUGCAUAUUUCCAAGAUGUGCAGCUGCUGCAGUGAAUUUGAACCCAGAUGAGGAAUUAGAUGAAAGUUAUUUAUCCAGUUUUAAUCCUUCUAUUGUGUUAAUGGGAUUGCUGAUUAAUCCCCAAAAAAGACCCUUCCCAGCGAGACCCAGGCAGAGAUGUAGGUACUACUGCAGUGUUGGAAACCAGGAGUAUUUUGCUAUGUACUGAAACACAAAGUAAUGUUACUGAGGAGAAGGAAAUGUUUAUUAUUUUCAUUCCAGGGUCAUAUCCUAUUGAAUAGAGUUUGAUAGCUGCAAUAAAGGAAAACCAUUCAUUUUGAAAGUAAAACUAAUGCUGGUAACCUGGACGGAACAGAGGUCUUACUGUUUCCAGGCUCAGACAUGCCACAGAGAUGAUUGGUUGAAUAACGAUGUGGAGAGUUACUGUAUUAUAUACUUUAAUGCUCCCAUUCAGUGUAUAUAUCUCACAACAGGAUAGAGUACUACAGCUUGAUGUCUCAUGUCUUUCUUUUCUCAUACCUGUAGGUAUACUUGGCAACAGAAUCCAGGGAGAAGUCCCAAUGACGGUUUCCAGCCAUGCAAUGUUCUUGGAAAGCUGUCUUCUUACUAGCGCUGGCCUCUAUUGCUAUCCAGUACACAGCCAUUCGCACCUUUACCACCAAAUCCUUUCAAAUGUGCCCAAUCCCCAAUCCUGCCAACUGCAGCCCUGGCCAAGAACCUACAGAUUCUCCUGACCGGCUUUGUGAGGACAGCCAGUCGUUAAACUCAAACUUUUCUAGAAAGACACAUAUUCUCAUCUUGGCAACAACCCGAAGUGGAUCAUCUUUUGUGGGUCAAAUUUUUAAUCAACACUCUGAUGUCUUCUAUUUAUUUGAGCCACUUUACCAUGUCCAGUAUACAUUGCUUCCUAAAAUGACACAGAAUAAAAGUCCUGCUGAUCGGAGAGUCAUGUUGGGUGCAAGUAGGGACCUGUUGAGGAGCCUUUAUGACUGUGAUCUCUAUUUUAUGGAGAACUACAUCAAGCCACAGCCAAUUAACCACACUACUGAUAGACUGUUCAGGCGGGGUGCAAGCAAAGCACUUUGCUCUCUUCCAGUUUGUGAUGCUUUGGGAUCCCCUGACAUUUAUCUCGAAGAAGGUGACUGUGUUAAGAAAUGUGGGAGCUUAAACAUGACCUUAGCAAUGGAGUCUUGCAAGGACCAUGGACAUGUGGCUAUUAAAAUUGUCCGUGUGCCUGAAGUCAAUGACCUUCGAGCUUUAGUGGAAGAUCCAAGGCUAAAUUUGAAGGUGAUACAGUUGGUGAGGGACCCCAGAGGCAUCUUGGCCUCCCGGAGUGAGACUUUUCGGGACACCUAUAGGCUAUGGAGGAUAUGGAGAGCAACCGGCCGAAUGCCUUUCAAUCUAGACGCAACCCAGCUGACCACAGUCUGUGAAGACUUUUUAAACUCCAUCUCUACUGGGUUUAGUCGCCCCCCCUGGUUAAAGGGUAGGUAUAUGCUCCUCCGAUAUGAGGAUCUGGCUAGAAACCCUAUGAAGAAGAUGGAGGAGAUCUAUGACUUUGUGGGUGUUCCACCAGAUUCAAACGUGGAGAGAUGGAUUCAGAAUAACACCCAAGCAGACGAAUCAUCAGUCAAACAUAAGUAUGGCACAUUAAGAAACUCUGCAGCUACAGCUGAAAGCUGGCGACUAACUUUGUCUUAUGACAUUGUAGAAUUUACGCAAAAUGCCUGUCGACAAGUACUAACCCAGCUGGGCUACAAGACUGUUGGGUCUUCACAAGAACUGAGAAACCUUUCCUACAGCCUGAUAGAGGACAAAGGUUUUGCACCUUUUCUGUAAUGUUAAAUCGGCAACCACAGUGUACAGUGAGGGUGUGAAAUCAGCAAAAAAUUGAGGGAAGUAAGAAAAAGAGCAAACGAUAUAUUUUUGAUAAACCCUUGUUCCUAUUCCUCCAGGAAAAACAAGUUGCACUAAAAACAGUAGGUCUGGUGAUAAAGCACAUUUAUUAAUUAAGAAAGGUUAAUGGCAUACCUCUAAUAUGGAAACUUGAAGCCCUUUUGAUAGAUAUAAACUUUGCCAGAUUGAGCGCAUUGCAAGCUCUACUCAAAAUGUAACCAUCAUAAAAUGAAAUGGGAGUGGUGAUAGUUUAAUUACAUUGUGAAUUAAGGUGGGGACGUCAAUAUGGAUUUUUAAUUACAGAAUUUCUCAUCAAGUGUUGAAACCCAGACAUAGUGAUUCAUAUGCAAAAGGGGGAAGACAGAAUCAUUUCUAAUUUAGAGACCUCCCAUCUACAUUGUUGCUUGUGGGAUGCCGGAGGUUGUCGGUUGGUGUUAAAUGUUUACAGAAACCAAAACACAAGGUAGAACAUUCUUAUUGUUUGGAGCAUUUGCUUAUGUUAAAAUGUCCACGUUUUCAGUUGGAUGUUGGGUGAAGGGGGAAAAUUGCACAAGUUUUUCAAAUCAUGUUGUUUUAUUUAUAAAUGUUUAUAAAGAGGGAUGCAUUCGAGCGCAUGAGGUGCCGCUUGUUGUGUUCUAAAUCUCCAGAUGCAGUACCGGCUCAGUAAAGAAAAUGUGGAAGUUAAAAUGUAUCUUUCUUAGAGCUAAUUCGUGGGCCUAAGUUGUGUGUCAUUCAUGAAAUAAAAU
Pelobates cultripes (western spadefoot toad) is the source of this 25458-nucleotide messenger RNA. The record is from the annotation of a GenBank genome assembly. NCBI's taxonomy places the organism in Eukaryota, Metazoa, Chordata, Amphibia, Anura, Pelobatidae.